Colletotrichum graminicola M1.001 is the source of this 1821-nucleotide messenger RNA. Its product is annotated as FAD binding domain-containing protein. The transcript is spliced from 5 exons. The coding region runs from base 1 to 1821 and encodes 606 amino acids. Gene Ontology annotation, molecular function: FAD binding. The record is from RefSeq and is a predicted model, not a curated record. NCBI's taxonomy places the organism in Eukaryota, Fungi, Ascomycota, Sordariomycetes, Glomerellales, Glomerellaceae.
AUGUCCGAAGAGUGUGACGUUCUUAUUUGCGGCAGCGGCUCGGCCGGUCUCUGUGCAGCCGUUUGGUUAGCCCGAGCUGGUAUCAACUUCAAAAUUCUCGAGAGACGCGAAGGCAUGCUCAAACAAGGCCAGGCCGACGGGGUUCAAGUCCGAACAGUUGAGAUUCUGGAGCAUCUCGGCUUGUCUGAAGACGUGCUAAAGGAAGCCUGCCACGUUCUUGAACUUGCCUUUUGGUCACCAGACGGAAAUGGCGGAAUCAGGAGGUCGCAUCUCGAGCCGGACACUGAGCCUGGACUCAGCCACCUCCCUCACGUCAUACUGAGCCAGGCACGAAUCAACGAGUUUCUCAUUCAGGACAUCGUCAAGUCAUCGGGACAAUCGCACAUCCGGUACAACAAUGAGAUUUAUGAAGUUGUCGUCGACAGUGAAGCAGCUCAGGACCCGAACGCACAUUGCGUAACUGUGAAAUCAAUGGAGAAUGGAGUCGAGCGCACCUAUCGUGCAAAAUAUGCUUUGGGUUGUGAUGGAGCUCAUAGCGCUGUCAGAAAGUCUUUGGGAUUCAAGAUGAUAGGGGACAGCACCGAUGUGGUCUGGGCCGUGAUGGACGUAUAUCCAAGGACUGACUUUCCCGACAUCCGGAAAAAAUGUGUCCUUCAGUCUGAUGCUGGCAACCUUCUCAUCAUCCCGCGAGAGGGCGACGAGAAAGUCCGGUUCUACAUGGAGAUGCCCGUCACUACCACAGCCGAGGUUACACCAGAAAAAGUCAAAGAACGGCUUGAUUGUAUCUUCAAACCUUACCAGGUCGAAAUCGCAGAGACUUCGUGGUUCUCGGCAUACUCGAUAGGCCAGCGUCUUGCCGACCACUUCACAAAAGAUCAUCGGGUCUUUUUAACUGGAGAUGCGUGUCAUACGCACUCCCCCAAAGCUGGCCAGGGCAUGAAUGUCAGUCUCCAAGAUGGCUACAACAUUGGGUGGAAGCUAUCUGCGGUGCUUCGAGGUCAAGCCCAUCCGUCCAUUUUGGAGACCUAUGUCUCUGAGAGACAUCACACUGCCAAGGAUCUGAUCGACUUUGACCGGCAAUUCGCCAAGAUGUUCUCAUCCUCCUACCGGAAGGCGCACGGCUAUUCUACCAAGGACUUUCAGGAAUAUUUCAUCAAGUCUGGUAGAUACACUGCCGGGCUUGCGAUACAGUACAAGCCUUCUAUACUGGUAAAAACUGGUGAGCAUGAUGAUUUGGCAUGUGGUAUAUCACCUGGCAUGAGGUUUCCCAGCGCUCAGGUCGUUCGCUUCUCGGAUGCUAAAGCCAUGCCACUUUCGCAAACUCUGGAGGCGGACUCUAGGUGGUCUCUAGCUAUCUUUCCGGGGGAUAUUGCCCAGAAACACGCGGAACAACGUCUGGUCAAGCUUGCAAAAAGUCUCGAAGUUGUUCUCAGGCGGUUUGAUGAGCCUCAAAAGGAAAUGAACAGUUUCUUGAACCCAAUACUGGUACUGAAGUCUGACCGCAAGAGUCUAAACGAUAAGAAGAUUCCCAAAUUGUUCACGCCCUACGCAGGGAAAUGGAGGGUUAAAUGCCUUCAGAACAUCUUUGUGGAUGAUGAAAGCUAUCAUGCGGGCCACGGACAGGCAUAUGCCAGAUACGGCGUGGAUCCCGAAGUUGGUGCCAUGGUUCUUAUUCGACCAGACCAAUAUGUAUCUGAAAUCUAUGCGUUGGAAAACACAAAAGCCAUCACGACUUUUUUCGAACCCUUCCUCGUGCGCAUGACCAAUGGUACCCACAAGACUGGGACUAGUUACAAUGUAGAAGACGUUGUAUUGAUGUAG